This is a messenger RNA of Phyllotreta striolata, 1862 nucleotides long. Lineage: Eukaryota; Metazoa; Arthropoda; Insecta; Coleoptera; Chrysomelidae. The record is from the annotation of a GenBank genome assembly.
AGAUUAUCGAACGGAGCAGGCCAGUCAACGUUGUGCCAAAGUAUCGAAUACUUUCUGUAUGUUUUUACCAGCUUGUUGCUCGAUUUUGAAAGUAAGUGAUCGACUGCUUUUCCAAAUUAAGUUACAUGGCGUAGUAAUUGACCGAAAUAACGGAGUUGUUUUCGAGGUAAACGAUUAUCCGAUCAUUUAGAAAUGUUUUAAACGAACCAGUCGAUACCUAGUGGUUAAUUUAGAGCAGAGGGCUGUGACUUCGGUGUAAAGGCUAGUCCAAAAUGGCACAAUUGUACUUCUGGUUGUUAUUAAAUCUAGUCAUAGUUGUUAAGGGCGCCGACGAUCAAUUGGAAGCGGUGAUAGUGAUUUUCAGACACGGGGACAGGACUCCUAUAAAACCUUACCCAAACGAUCCCUACAAGGAUAAAUCUUACUGGCCCGUUGGAUUCGGACAACUAACUAACGAAGGAAAGCAACGACACUACCAAUUAGGAAGAUGGCUAAGAUCUCGUUACGAUGGCUUCCUACCCAGUACUUACUCAGAAAACGACAUCUAUGUUCGUUCCACAGACAUAGACAGAACCCUAAUGUCUGCUGAAGCCAAUCUAGCCGGGUUGUACCCACCCACAUCGAGCCAAACUUGGAACCCCGAUCUCAAAUGGGAACCCAUACCCGUACACACUGAACCUCAAAAAACCGACGCGCUACUAGCCAUGAAAAAACCGUGUCCGAAAUACGACAAGCUCUACAAGCAGGUAAUGAAAUCGGACUAUUUCAGGAACAUCAGCCACCAAAACCACGAUUUGUACGCGUAUCUGACGAAACAUUCCGGCGAAGUCAUAUCGGAUAUACCGACGUUGCAAUUCCUGCACAACAACCUUUUUAUAGAAACGCUUUUUAAUUAUACAUUGCCCGAUUGGGCUACGAAAGUCUACCCCGGCAAGCUCGAACCUUGGGCCAAUCUGGCUUUCGCUAUGGAUACAUUCACUAAAGAUCUGGCUAGACUGAAAACGGGUCUGUUAAUGAAUCAUAUAGUGACGUUCUUCAGAAAUCACACUAUCAACGCGCCGGAGACGCGGAAAUUCCUGAUGUUAUCCGGACAUGAUACCACCAUAGCCAAUGUACUUAAUACGUUAGGGGCCUUCCAAUAUCACUGUCCCCCUUACGCGAGCACCAUCAUCUUCGAACUCAGGACUAGAUUGAACGGACAGCAUUAUGUCAACGUUUUGUAUAAGAAUUCGACCGAUCCUCGGCCGAUUAACGUUCGAAAUUGCGAUGUGGAUUGCGAUUUUGAUGAUUUCGUGGAUAAACUGAAACCGUACGCUCUGUCGUUGGACCAAUGGGAAAUGGAGUGCAGGAUCAGGUGGGCGUUCGUGUGGCCUUUGACGUUCCAGUGGAAUAUCAUUUUGAUUUGUUCACUUAUAACUGUGAUUUUAUUGUUGUCAGCGGUGAUAGUAGGUAUUAGGAAAAAUAGGAAGGAAAACGAUAAUAAUUAUAUACAGUUGCCCAAUGAAGAGUACGCUUAAUUGUGGGUUAAACGUUCAUGGUUUUGUUGGUUUUUACGACUGAUGUUGUUUUUAAUUUUAUUUACUUUCGACUGAAUUUUGUUACAGUGUAAUAUCGAAAUUUCCAUAGUUGUAUGAUAAUAAUUAAAAUUUUCUAUCUUCCAUAUUAGGCUGAAAUAAUCUUAGUCUCUUAAUGAAGGUAUAGAUGUACAAUUAUGUUUAUUGUGAAUUAGAUAUAAAUCUACCCUUAAAUACAUUAUCAAAAUUUGUCUAAUAUAGUAAUCUGAUAUAAAUCGUAGGUAUAUACAUAUAUUAUAUUAUAAAAUUAAAAGACCAAAAUAAAUCAUCUGCUCACUUAGAAAUUGC